Molecule: messenger RNA, 1440 nt
Organism: Diatraea saccharalis (sugarcane borer)
Lineage: Eukaryota; Metazoa; Arthropoda; Insecta; Lepidoptera; Crambidae
Source: the annotation of a GenBank genome assembly
AUGUACGCGGAAGAUAUUUCUGCAACCAAUGGCGUGAAUGUCGAAGGUUCUACCCACAGGCAGGUGGUGGAUCUCAUCAAAUCAGGUGGUGAUUGUCUCACUCUCACAGUUAUCUCUGUCACACCAAGAGAGGCGGAACGUUUAGAGCCAUGCGACGACGGAUCAGCCCCGGUGGGCGUGAUAGGUGGCGCGGCGAACUCGCGCGCGACCGUCUACCAGAGAUACGACUACACAGACAAACGCUCGUUGCCCGUGUCCAUACCGGAUUACAGGGUGGUGAUGGAGCGGGCCACGGGCCGCUCGUACGUCGCGUUCAACGUCCACAUGGCGGGGCGGCAUCUGUGCAGUAGGCGCUACAGGGAAUUCGCCGCCUUGCACCAGCAACUCAGGAAGGAGUUUUUAGGUUUCAAUUUCCCCAAGCUGCCAGGAAAAUGGCCGUUUACGCUCAGCGAACAACAACUCGACGGUAGAAGAAGAGGACUUGAACAGUAUUUAGAAAAGGUAUGCGCCGUCCGUGUGAUAGCCGAAUCUGACGCCGUACAAGAAUUCCUAACAGACUCGGACGACUCCUCGAACCCGUCGCCGGUGGACCUGAAGGUCCUGCUUCCCGACAAGGAGGUGGUCACCGUGUCCGUCCUGAAAUCCACCAACGCCGACGACGUGUACCGCGCCGUCUGCGAGAAGAUAGGACUCUCCAAAGCGCAAGCUGCAGCCGAACGAGUGCCCGCACUCGCUGUACAUCCAGAACUACUCCACCGCGUCCAGCAGCUGCCUGGCGGUGCGCAAGUGGCUGUUCAGCCCCGCGCGGGAGCUGCGCGUCAUGCGGGAGGACCGCAAGGCGCUCGAGUUCAUAUUCUGGCAGGUGGGUGGGCGGGGCCGAGUGGCGAGUGGCCGCACUCCCAUGCCGUACUCACCCCCACUCGUGUGCAGGCCGUGGAGGACGUGAACCGCGGCGUGUGCGCGGCGGGCGCGCGCCUGUACCAGCUGAAGGCGCUGCAGGACGUGAGCAGGGCGGCCGACUACCUCGCGCUCGCUCGCACGCUGCCCGGCUACGCCCACCACGCCUUCCCCCCCGCGCGCACCGACUGCCGCGCCACCCCGCUGCUGCUGCUCACCCUCGGCUGGUCGGGGCUGACGCUGGCGGCGUGGAGCGGCGAGGGCGCGGAGGCGGGGCCGGCGGGGGCGGGGGCGGGGGCGGGGGCGGCGGCGGUGCCGUGGGAGGCGGUGCGCGAGUGGCGCGCGGACGACGAGGCGGCGGCGGCGCGCCUGCUGCUGGCGCACGCCGCGCAGCCGCGCGCGCUCACGCUCUACACGCCCUACGUACGUGCCGGACGCAGUGCGUCAUCGCCCCACCCGCCCCACCCGCUCGCCUCUCGUGUGGCUCACCGUGUGCUUUCUCGUUGCAGUACCAGUUCCUCUGCACCUGCAUGGAUAGAAUAG